Molecule: messenger RNA, 7194 nt
Organism: Temnothorax curvispinosus
Lineage: Eukaryota; Metazoa; Arthropoda; Insecta; Hymenoptera; Formicidae
Gene: rudimentary
Product: CAD protein
Exons: 25
Coding region: 99-6890 (2263 amino acids)
Biological process (GO): 'de novo' pyrimidine nucleobase biosynthetic process; L-arginine biosynthetic process; L-glutamine metabolic process
Cellular component (GO): cytoplasm; carbamoyl-phosphate synthase complex
Molecular function (GO): carbamoyl-phosphate synthase (glutamine-hydrolyzing) activity; amino acid binding; hydrolase activity, acting on carbon-nitrogen (but not peptide) bonds, in cyclic amides
Source: RefSeq, a predicted model, not a curated record
GGGAGACGCUUGACGGCCUAAAAGCGUGCUCCCGACUCACGACGCACGCAGUGUGUCGGUAGCACGUACGCCGGUGAAGUACGAUAUUAAAAUUCAAAAUGUCCAGCGUCGCGUCCACCGGGCUCAAUGGCGCGAUCAAUAGUUAUCUUCUUUUAGAAGACGGUAGUGUUUUUCCGGGACGACGCUUCGGUGCCGACGUAUCCGUUGACGGUGAAAUUGUUUUCCAGACUGGUAUGAUCGGUUAUCCGGAGUCACUUACGGAUCCUUCUUAUCACGCUCAGAUUUUGGUACUCACAUACCCGCUCAUAGGAAACUAUGGCAUCUUUGGUGAAAACGAAAAGGAUGAAUACGGCAUACCGUACUGGUUCGAGUCCCAUCGUAUUUGGGCUGCUGGACUCGUGGUCGGAGAAAUUUGCGAAAAGCCUAGCCACUGGCGACAAACCAAGACGUUGUCCGAUUGGAUGAAAGAGCAAAACGUACCCGGGAUAUGUGAGAUUGACACACGAGCAUUGACAAAAGUUAUUAACCAAAAAGGUACUAUAUUGGGCAGAAUAGUUCUUGGUCAACCGCCACAUACUCUGCCAAUAACGCCUCCAAUAGAAGAUCCUAACAAGAGAAACCUCGUUGCGGAAGUUUCUCAGCCGAUUCCCAAGACGUAUAAUCCGAACGGGCGUCCUCGUAUAUGUGUAAUUGAUUGUGGCUUAAAAUACAACCAACUGAGAUGCCUGUUGAAACGUGGUGCUCGCGUGGAUGUCGUGCCAUGGAACUACGACUUCAAAACUGCCGAAUACGACGGUCUGUUCCUGAGCAAUGGCCCGGGUGAUCCCAGCAUGAGCCAAGUGACUGUAGAAAAUAUCCGAGAGGUACUCAAACAGAAAAGACCCAUCUUCGGCAUAUGUCUUGGGCAUCAACUGCUCUCCAUAGCCGCUGGUUGUGUCACAUACAAAAUGCGAUACGGCAAUCGAGGGCACAAUCAACCGGCGACGCAUAACGUUACCGGACGUUGUUACAUGACCUCGCAGAAUCAUGGAUUUUGCGUCGAUGCUGCUCAAAUGCCGGUUGAUUGGGAGGUGCUGUUCACCAACGCCAAUGACAAUAGCAAUGAAGGUGUAAUCCACUCCGUCUUGCCGUAUUUUUCCGUUCAAUUUCAUCCGGAACACACAGCAGGGCCUGAGGAUCUCGAAUGCCUUUUCGAUGUGUUCCUGGAAAGUGUGAAAGACCAGGUUAAUAAUCGUCCUUGCGUUUCUAUAAAGAAUAGGCUCACUGAGAGGCUGACCUAUCGACCUUCGGUCCCAAUCGUGACCGCAAAACCGAAAAAGAUAUUGAUUCUGGGCUCGGGAGGACUCAGCAUCGGCCAGGCCGGAGAAUUCGAUUAUUCGGGCUCGCAAGCGAUUAAAGCGUUAAAAGAAGAGUCCAUACAGACUCUCUUGAUAAAUCCUAAUAUCGCCACGGUGCAAACGUCAAAAGGGAUGGCUGACAAAGUAUAUUUCUUGCCAAUUAUACCGGAAUAUGUAGAACAGGUAAUACGAUCCGAAAGACCGGAUGGUGUAUUAUUGACAUUCGGCGGGCAAACCGCCCUAAAUUGUGGUGUAGAACUUGAGAAGAACGGCGUGUUCGCCAAGUACAAUGUUAAAAUUUUAGGGACGCCAAUCGAAUCUGUUAUACAAACCGAGGAUAGAAAGAUUUUCGCAGAACGUAUUAGCGAGAUAAAUGAAAGAGUUGCACCGAGUGCUGCUGUGUACUCCGUAAAGGAGGCAUUAGAAGCUGCUGAAAAACUGGGCUACCCCGUAAUGGCACGCGCUGCGUUCUCGCUCGGUGGUCUCGGGUCAGGCUUUGCUAACACGAAAGAGGAGCUGAAGACACUGGCGCAACAAGCUCUAGCUCACUCCAAUCAAUUAAUAAUCGACAAAUCUCUGAAGGGCUGGAAGGAGGUGGAAUAUGAGGUUGUCCGCGAUGCAUACGACAACUGUAUCACGGUGUGCAAUAUGGAGAAUGUCGAUCCACUCGGCAUACACACUGGCGAGUCGAUCGUUGUCGCACCGAGCCAGACCCUGUCGAAUAAAGAGUACAAUAAGCUGCGAACUACUGCCAUUAAGGUCAUCAGGCACUUCGGCAUCGUCGGGGAAUGUAACAUCCAGUACGCGCUAAAUCCAUUCUCCGGAGAGUAUUACAUUAUCGAAGUGAAUGCCAGACUGUCCAGAAGCUCGGCUUUGGCCAGCAAGGCUACGGGUUAUCCUCUGGCUUACGUAGCUGCCAAAUUGGCUCUUGGAAUACGCCUGCCGGAUAUCUGUAAUUCUGUUACCAAACAGACGACGGCCUGCUUCGAGCCAAGUCUUGAUUACUGCGUGGUAAAAAUACCGAGAUGGGAUCUUAGCAAGUUUCAACGCGUCAGCACGAAGAUCGGCAGUUCCAUGAAGAGUGUGGGAGAAGUGAUGGCGAUUGGUCGUAAAUUCGAGGAAGCCUUCCAGAAGGCAUUGAGAAUGGUCAACGAGAAUGUGAACGGCUUCGAUCCUUACGUCAAACCGGCGAACGACGAAGAAUUGGAGAAGCCGACCGACAAAAGGAUGUUCGUUCUCGCGGCUUCGAUCAAAGCCGGUUACUCGAUCGACCGGUUGUACAAACUCACCAAGAUAGAUCGCUGGUUCCUCGAGAAGAUGAAGAACAUCAUCGACUAUUACGUGCUGCUGGAGAAUACCGAUCAUACGAAACUCAUGCGCGACUUGCUGUUGGGCGCAAAGCAGAACGGCUUCUCGGACAAACAGAUCGCCGCGAUAGUGAAGAGCUCCGAACUGGCUGUCAGAAUACAGAGACAGGAAAAUAAAAUUCUGCCGAUGGUCAAGCAAAUCGACACAGUGGCCGCUGAAUGGCCGGCCACUACGAACUACCUUUAUCUAACGUACAAUGGCUCUACUCACGACGUAGAAUUUCCUGGCGGAUAUACAAUGGUGAUAGGCUCUGGCGUGUACAGAAUCGGCAGCUCGGUAGAAUUCGAUUGGUGUGCCGUGAGUUGCCUGAGAGAACUGCGAAAUCUUGAACGUAAGACCAUCAUGGUGAAUUACAAUCCAGAGACAGUUAGUACAGACUACGAUAUGAGCGACAGAUUGUACUUCGAGGAGAUCUCAUUCGAGGUGGUGAUGGACAUAUACGACUGUGAGUGUCCUGAGGGUAUAAUUCUAUCCAUGGGUGGACAACUACCUAACAAUAUUGCCAUGGAUCUGCAUAGACAGCAGGCUCGGAUCCUCGGAACCUCCCCGGAAUCCGUCGACGGUGCCGAAAAUCGUUUCAAGUUCUCCCGUAUGCUUGAUAGCAUCGGUAUAUCGCAGCCCAGAUGGAAAGAACUAACAAACUUGAAGUCGGCGAUUGAGUUUUGCGAGGAAGUCGGCUAUCCAUGCCUUGUGAGGCCUUCGUAUGUGCUAAGCGGAGCUGCGAUGAACGUUGCCUAUUCGAAUCAAGAUCUCGAGUCUUAUUUGAAAAGCGCGAGCGAAGUCAGCAAGGAACAUCCCGUGGUAAUAUCGAAGUUUAUCCUCGAGGCGAAGGAGAUUGACGUCGACGCCGUAGCUUACGAGGGGAUUAUUUUAUGCAUGGCAGUAUCCGAACACGUGGAAAAUGCUGGCGUUCAUUCGGGUGAUGCCACGUUAGUAACACCACCGCAGGACAUCAACAUGCAAACCCUAGCGAAGAUAAAGACGAUCUCUAAAGCAGUAGCAGCGUCUUUGGGAGUCACUGGUCCUUUCAACAUGCAGCUAAUUGCGAAGAAUAACGAGCUGAAGGUGAUUGAGUGUAACGUAAGAGUAUCCAGGUCUUUCCCCUUCGUCUCCAAAACUUUAGAUCACGAUUUUGUAGCGACGGCAACUCGUUUAAUCAUGGGGUUAACAGUUGAACCUGUGGACGUUUUAGCUGGCUGUGGAAAAGUUGGAAUAAAAGUUCCACAAUUUUCCUUCUCUCGUCUUAAAGGCGCUGAUGUAACGUUGGGUGUUGAGAUGGUAUCUACUGGAGAAGUAGCUUGUUUCGGCGAGAAUCGUUAUGAAGCUUACCUGAAAGGCAUGAUGAGCACCGGUUUUCAUAUACCACAAAGAGGUAUUUUGCUAUCUGUGGGAAGUUUCAAGCAUAAAAUGGAGUUGCUUGAGUCUAUCAGAAAUCUAAAGAACAUGGGAUACAAGUUGUAUGCUAGCAUGGGUACCGCUGACUUUUAUACCGAGCAUGGUGUCGAGGUAGAACCGGUACAAUGGACGUUCGAAAACAUCGCCGUGAACGAGGAUUCCAGUCCGAGCCAGCUUCGGCAUCUCGCCGAUUUCUUGUCGAAAAAGCAAUUCGAUCUCGUGAUCAAUCUGCCGAUGAGAAACGGCGGUGCUCGGCGUGUUUCCAAUUUCAUGACGCAUGGUUACCGAACGAGAAGACUAGCCAUCGAUUAUUCCGUACCUUUGAUUACGGAUGUUAAAUGCGCGAAGCUCCUAGUUGAAGCAUUGACAAUGGUCGGCGGGAAAGCACCGCGUAUGAAAACGCAUAUCGAUUGUAUCUCAUCACGUAAAAUGAUCAGACUACCCGGCCUUAUCGAUGUGCACGUACAUACCCGCGAUCCUGGAGCGGUCCACAAAGAAGAUUUCGCCUCUUGCACCGCGGCAGCGCUCGCUGGGGGCAUAACAACCAUUUUUGCAAUGCCCAAUACUAAUCCUGCGGUAGUAGAUCACAAGACUUUUGCUAUUGCUAAAGCGCAAGCUGCAGCUGGUUCACGAUGCGACUAUGCAAUCUUCGCCGGCGCCUCAUCGGAUAAUUACAAUGAUAUACGGGAAAUAGCACCGCAUGUGGCCGCUCUGAAGAUGUAUCUGAACGAGACAUUUACAACGCUCCGUCUCACCGAUCUUACUGUUUGGAUUAAGCAUUUCGAAAGGUGGCCGAAAAAAUAUCCCUUAUGCGUGCAUGCCGAAGGACAAACCACAGCUGCGGUUCUCCUGCUGGCAAGUUUGCACAGCAGGCCGAUUCACGUGUGUCACGUGGCGCGUAAAGAGGAAAUACAAAUUAUUCGAGCCGCCAAAGAACAUGGAUUGGCAGUUACGUGCGAGGUGUGUCCGCACCAUCUAUUCCUUUGCCAGGCUGACUUGGAUCGAAUAGGCACUGGAAGAGGUCAAGUAAGGCCUACUCUAGGAACAAAGGAGGACCAACAGGCUCUCUGGGAUAAUAUGGAUGUUAUCGAUUGUUUCGCGACCGAUCACGCCCCGCACACCGUUCAAGAGAAGUCUUCGGAGAAACCACCGCCAGGAUUUCCCGGCUUGGAAACCAUGUUACCACUCUUGCUAAACGCCGUACAUGAAGAAAGGCUGACUAUAGAGGACGUUAUAGACAAAUUGUAUCGAAAUCCCAAAAAGAUCUUCAAUAUUCCCGAUCAGCGUAACACAUACGUCGAAGUCGAUCUGGACGACGAAUGGGUCAUUCCGGAAGCAAUGCCGUACAGCAAAUCGAAAUGGACACCUUUCACUGGCAUGACAGUUCGCGGUUCCGUGCACAGAGUGGUCUUAAGAGGCGAGAUUGCUUACAUCGAGGGGCAGGUGCUGGUAAAUCCUGGCUUCGGCCAAGACAUCAGGGAUAUCCAACACAGUACGAAGGUUCCACCAACGCUCCACGCGCCGACGAUAUCCAGUCAGCUCACAGAUAUCGUCCACAAACCAUUGGCACUAGACAGUCUCCCGUCGCCGAACUAUGAAAAGUCUAACGCACAUAUUGAUCGUGUCGAUGUGCACGAAGACGAACAAGUCGAGUUUACGCACCUCUUGCAACCAGCAUCGCACAAAUCGAACGUCCACUUCGCGCCGUACCCAGACGUUGACAAAGAAUAUUCCAAGACAUUACCCCUUCAAAGAACUAUCUCACCGUUGCCACCCAUUAGCAGUAUCACUAGACACAAAAGCGACAGUAAUCCGAAUCUGCUUAUGACUGCCGUCGCGUCGGUUCCAAUUGUCCAUACAAGCAACAGUCUAGUCGGACAUCACGUGCUCACCGUGGACAUUUUUAACAAAGAAAUAUUGAAGGAUGUGUUCCACUUAGCGGAAACUUUCCGAAAUGCUAUCAGGAAGGAACGAUUGUUGGAUGAUAUUUUAAAGGGAAAGAUCAUGGCUUCCAUCUUUUACGAAGUCAGCACGAGAACUUCUUGUAGUUUUGCUGCCGCGAUGGAACGUCUCGGUGGUCGCGUAAUAUACAUGGACGGUUCUACAUCUUCUGUGAAAAAGGGCGAAACGUUAGAAGAUUCGGUAACAGUUAUGGCGGGAUACGCGGACGUGAUUGUACUCAGACACUCAGCGCCUGGUGCAGCUGCUAGAGUGGCGCAGCAUUGUAGAAAACCGAUAUUGAAUGCCGGUGACGGAACCGGCGAACAUCCGACGCAAGCAUUGCUCGACAUUUUCACAAUCAGAGACGAAUUCGGAACGGUAAAUGGUCUUACGAUCACCAUGGUGGGGGAUUUGAAACACGGCAGAACCGUCCAUUCUCUUGCAAGGCUGCUGACCCUGUACAACGUAGAACUACGCUACGUCAGUCCACCUGGCCUUGAGAUGCCGAGUCACGUCAGUAAAUACAUAGCCGAACGUGGUAUCCAACAAGAGAAGUUUGUGACUUUGGAAGAGGCAUUGCCCGACACCGACGUGCUUUACAUGACGAGAAUACAAAAAGAGCGUUUUGCCACGCAAGAGCAGUAUGAUAAGAUGUGCGGACUCUUCAUAGUAACCCCGCAACUGAUGUCCCGCGCGAAGAGAAAGAUGGCAGUGAUGCACCCUUUACCACGUGUCUUCGAGAUAAGCAAGGAAUUCGACACCGAUCCGCGGGCGGCUUACUUCCGGCAAGCCGAAAAUGGGGUCUACGUGCGCAUGGCAUUGCUGGCCAUGGUCCUUGGACGUAUUUGAUUUAACCGUGGCCUUUCAUCGUUUGUGGAUCAAGGUACCUGCUGAAGAAGGUCAGUGAUGUACGCCAAGGAAAACACACGCCUGCCAUUUCGACUGUGAUGCGACUCACGAGAACCAAACCGAAUAUCUUUCAAGCAUUCCAGUAACAACCGUGACGAGUUUAGCAAUUUAGAUUCAUAAAAGAGUACAAACUGAAGCAUGAGAUACAAUCGACUACUGUAAAUCGGUUCUUUAUUAAUUUCUUUUACUUUCCGUAAAUAAAUUCUUUCUUUUUAGAUUUUUUAGAUAUUUUCAGAGUAAUUUA